Messenger RNA from Setaria italica (foxtail millet), 2832 nucleotides. RefSeq lists its product as uncharacterized. Gene Ontology annotation, molecular function: mRNA binding. The record is from RefSeq and is a predicted model, not a curated record. The transcript is spliced from 7 exons. Lineage: Eukaryota; Viridiplantae; Streptophyta; Magnoliopsida; Poales; Poaceae. The coding region runs from base 230 to 2344 and encodes 704 amino acids. Gene Ontology annotation, biological process: mRNA destabilization. Gene Ontology annotation, cellular component: cytoplasm.
UUUUUUGGCCUCCCCGUCCCCGUCUCCGCUCGCAUUUCCCGCUUUGUUUCCGCCUCCUCGCUCCCCCCUCUCCAGACCUCGCCGCCGCCUCGCGCCCGGCCUGCGCGCUCUCUCUCCUAGGGUUAGGGUUUCCGCCGCCGGCGACAGGGAUCGCGUCCUGAUCGCCCUUGUAUUCCAGCUUAUUUUGAACAUUGGAGUUGAACAAGGCACUUCUUCUGAAGUGAAUUGCAUGGAGAUGGGAAUGACCCCUGAAAUAAUGUAUGGGCAAAAUAUUUUUGUUCCUGCUACUGCAAAUCCCUACCAAUAUGGCUACGCAGAAGUUGGACAGCCUAUGGAAUGGUAUAACCACCCGAGCACUGUAGGAUAUGAUGGCCAAGAUGUUUUUUACCCGACAGAAGGCAUGCCAUGCGUAUACUAUGCUGCCCCGGACAAUGCAUCUAUGCAUCCUUCCUACAGUCCUUACCCUCUUGAUCCUUCUUUCAUACCCGAUGGCUCAUUUAUGCCUCAGGAAUAUGUUGCUGACCCUGCUAACUCGACAUGCCAAGUAGCCUCCACACCCUAUUACAUUCCAGCUGUUCUUCCUUAUGCUCAAGAUAGUGUCCCAGGAAGCGCAACUACACCUCUUCUCUCCAAUGUUGCAUUUCUUCCUGGCAUGCCAGGCUAUGCUGCAACAUCUGCAAAUGCAGCAUUUCCUUUUAUUGCUCCUGUUACCACCAAAAGCGACAUUCAUGUGAAUCCACCAGUACAGUCUACUAUUGUCUCUUCAAAGCAGUUUCAGGACCAUGCGAAACUGCCAAAAGUUCAACUGCAUAAUUCAGUUGCACAGAAGCAAGAGUUGUCAGAUAGAUCCAUGGUGCCUAUUAAACUCCCUCAUGCUUCACAGGCAUCCGCACAUUUGCUUGAAAGGCCAAUAUCUGCCGCCAAGCAAUCACCAAAAGCGAAAUUGUCUGGAAACAAUUGCUUGGGAUAUGCUACAUCUGAUCUUCAGAAGUGGGCUGCUGCUGAGAAAUUUCAGCCUUCUUCAAAGUCGAGUGCUCAUCUAAAUGGUCCUGGGCAAAAGGUUCAUCAUUUGUUAAACGAACAUAGCUUAGCUGACUCUCAGAAACCAGGCAAUCAGAGAAGCUCUGCCAUGGUUGUGAAAUCUUAUACGUCGAGGCUCCCUGUCGGUAAUCCUGAGGGGACAAUCCUUAUAAGGACUGACCAAUACAACAGAGAUGAUCUCCAGGUGGAUUAUACAUAUGCAAAGUUCUUUGUUAUCAAGUCGAUUGGUGAGGCAGAUGUCCACAAAUCAAUCAAAUAUGGUGUAUGGUCAAGUUCCUCCAAUGGAAACAGCAAGCUGGAUAGUGCAUUCAGGGAUGCCGACAGGAUAUCAAGGAGGAAUUCUACCAAGUGUCCAGUUUUCUUGUUCUUCUCCGUGAAUGGUAGUGGUCACUUCUGUGGCAUGGCUGAGAUGGUUGGCCCUGUCGAUUUUCACAAGGACAUGGACUUCUGGUGUCAAGAUAAAUGGACUGGGUGCUUUCCUGUGAGAUGGCACAUUGUCAAGGAUAUACCAAAUUAUUCUUUGCAGCAUAUCACACUGCAGAACAAUGAAAACAAGCCUGUCACGCACAGCAGAGAUACACAAGAAAUACCAUACAUCCCUGGAAUGUCCGUGCUCAAGAUUUUCAAGGACAUCAAAGUAAAGGAGUGCCUGUUUGAUGAUUUCAUGAAGUAUGAGGUGGAAGAAGCGCAAUAUAGCCCUCAUAGAAGGUGCAGGCUGAGCUAUAAUGCCCCAGAUUUUGUACCUGUCUCGCAGCGUACAAAGGAUGCGCUUGACACUCAGCAGACGAAAUCCAGCAGCGUACUGAUAGACAGAACUUCAGAGGUACAAAAUGUGUCAGAGAAGCCACAUGAUCCUAAGGCGAUCAAACCUCAGGAGCCAUGUGUAGAGCUCUCUGAUAAACAGGUGGCUGAGGCUGGGAAAGAGAAUGGACAACAAGAAAACCAGUGCAGUGGCAAUCAGAGUCAGGAGGAUGCAGUGAAAACUGUAACUAACCAGCCACCAACUUCAAGCUUGAAGACAGGUGCGGAUGGGAAGCAGCAAUACUGGAAGAAGGUUGAGAACCCACGGCAGCACACAGACAGUGCCGCUCAAGGCUCAUCAAAGCUAACUGAAAAGCGUCUAAAUGGAGUUCGUACCUCCACAGGCGUGGUAUCAGAGAGUAGCGAAGAGCAAAAGAUAACCGCUAAACUUGGUUCGUUCAAGAUCAGUUCCAAGACAGAGGAGGCUGACCGAAAGAGCAGGACAGUUGGUGUGGUGACAAUUGGCUCGAUGCCGGUACGGGUGGACAGCUCGGAGGUCUAGUGGCUAGUGGGGGCUUUCUUCUUUUGUUUCAAAGUUUCUCCUUCCGGGUUUAUUUUGGGUCCCAGGUUUUAAUUUUCUUUUGGUUAAAUGUCUGUCUUUGGUUGGUGGUUUCCCAGCUUUGAUAUGGCAUCAAAAAAGAAGAAAAAAAAAGGAGGAAUAGUUAUUAGGUUCUAGUUCCCUGGUGGAGAAAAUAGUUUUGCAGCAUUAUGCUGAGGGGUUCUUUUUGGAAAAGAAAGGAGACAGUAUAAGGUGCGUUCUUUUCAUCACAUUAAGGAAAAAGGAGAAGAGAUUGGGCAUUGGGGACGAUGGCCUGUGACUUCUUUUUCACCUUUUUCUUGUCUGAUGAUUUUUACCUAUUGACUUGUGAACUGUGAUGGGACUUUGCUCCGCUCAUAUGAUGGGCGUUGCCCAGGAGGCGAGGAGUCGAGAUCAGCCACCGUAGCCUGUGCAUUCGGAGCAUUUAAGUUGGGCGCUUAUUUUUCUUUGCA